This is a messenger RNA of Quercus robur (English oak), 2074 nucleotides long. Its product is annotated as probable protein S-acyltransferase 7. Gene Ontology annotation, cellular component: Golgi apparatus; endoplasmic reticulum. The coding region runs from base 458 to 1783 and encodes 441 amino acids. Lineage: Eukaryota; Viridiplantae; Streptophyta; Magnoliopsida; Fagales; Fagaceae. The record is from RefSeq and is a predicted model, not a curated record. The transcript is spliced from 5 exons. Gene Ontology annotation, biological process: peptidyl-L-cysteine S-palmitoylation; protein targeting to membrane. Gene Ontology annotation, molecular function: protein-cysteine S-palmitoyltransferase activity.
UCCUCUCUCUCUCUCUCUCUCUCUGUGUUUGAAUAAGGAAACCCCCAAAAAGGAAAUUAAAAAAGAAAAGCGGCAAGUCCUACAACCACCCCCCACACAGGUCCAACUCACAUUCACCGCCCAAUCAAACCUCGCCACGUCACACCCACAAAUGCUGUAAAGGCCUCCCCUCCAUCACGCACACAACUCUCACAGUCAUCUCUCUCUCUCUCACAGUCUCUUUUUGCUUUUGCCAAACCAAUACCAAACCCUCUCUCUCUCUCUCUCUGAGCUCAGAACUUAAUCGAUGAGCUCGCCGGAAUCUGACGUGUCCAUCCCCCCCGAUUCCCAAACCCUAAAAACCAAAACCGAGCAACUAGAUUAAGCUCUUUUUACCCUCCUUUCAAUAAAUAUAGAGGAUCCUUUUAUCCUUUUAUCUCUAAAUUAAGCUCAGAAAGAGACUCAACAGUCACACACUAUGUACGUGGUUCCGCCACCUCAGCGAUCGGAUCCCGGGUCCGGAUCCAACGAUUUACGGGUCUACCAAGCCUGGAAAGGCAGCAAUAUAUUUUUUCUUCAGGGAAGGUUCAUAUUUGGACCAGAUGUAAGAUCACUGGGAUUGACCAUAUUUCUUAUCGUUGCUCCUGUUGCAGUUUUCUGUGUCUUUGUUGCCAGAAAACUGAUGGAUGUCUAUUCUAAUCACUGGGGAGUAUCAAUAAUGGUUGUUUCUGUUGUGUUCACUAUUUAUAUUUUAGUUCUUCUUCUGCUAACCUCUGGAAGAGAUCCUGGUAUAAUUCCACGCAAUGCACACCCUCCCGAACCAGAAGGCUUUGAUGGGAAUGUAGAAGUUGGGGCUAGUCAAACUCCACAGUUACGUUUGCCUCGCAUCAAGGAAGUAGAGGUCAAUGGGAUCAUUAUAAAGAUUAAAUACUGUGAUACUUGCAUGCUUUACAGACCUGCUCGCUGCUCACAUUGUUCAAUUUGCAAUAACUGUGUGGAGCGAUUUGACCACCACUGCCCCUGGGUUGGGCAGUGUAUUGGGCGGCGAAAUUAUCGAUUCUUUUUCAUGUUUGUCUUCUCGACGACCCUUCUUUGUAUAUAUGUCUUUGCAUUCUGCUGGGUCUACAUCAGAAGGAUCAUGGAAGGAGAGCAGACAUCAAUUUGGAAAGCAAUGAUCAAAACACCAGCCUCCAUUGUGCUAAUAGUUUACACUUUCAUAUCUAUGUGGUUUGUUGGUGGCCUUACUGCCUUCCAUUUAUAUCUCAUCAGUACAAAUCAGACAACAUAUGAAAAUUUCAGAUAUCGAUAUGAUCGACGAGCUAAUCCCUUUAACAAAGGAGUGGUGGACAACUUCAAGGAAAUAUUUUGCACCAGCAUUCCUGAGUCCAAGAACAAUUUCAGGGCAAAGGUGCCAAGGGAAGCUGGGUUACCUGCAAGGCCAGCGGGUGGGGGUUUUAUGAGUCCAAAUAUGGGGAAAGCUGUGGAGGACAUAGAAAUGGGCAGGAAAACAGUAUGGGAAGACAUGGCUGCUGGGGCAGAUAAUUGUGAAGCGCAACUUAACAGUAAUGAUCGCAUGAAUAUAAAGGAUGGUGAAUUAGGUGAAAUUGCUCCAGAUAUAAGGACUACAGUAGAUGCCCCAGGGGAGCGUGCCGGAAUACAUCCCAGGAGAUCCAGUUGGGGAAGGAAAAGUGGUAGCUGGGAAAUGUCACCUGAAGUACUUGCUUUGGCAGCAAGAGUGGGGGAACCAAACCGUGUUGGUGGGAGUAGCAGCAGCACCUUGACAACCGAGAACCGAAAUUCAUAGCCAAUGUAUGAUGGAUUACUGGACUUAGGAAAUGAGAUGGGAUUUGAUUUGGUUGGUGUAGAGUGGAUUCAUUGAAGUUUCACGGUUCGUCACUCAACUUCCACUUAAUAUUAUUUGCAAUAGGGAGGGUGGGGGGGACUUUUGCUGGGUUGUAAGUGUUGAUUUGGCUGUUGUGGUGUGUUGUUAUAAGAGUGAGCUUUUCUUGAGUCAUGGUUUUGGUACCACAUUUGUGGAAUUAUUUAGCGUCUAGUUGUAUUGCAAUUGUGGAAUUAGUGUCAAUUAUCUGGCUAA